This is a messenger RNA of Saccharomyces paradoxus, 1128 nucleotides long. RefSeq names its product serine/threonine protein kinase YGK3 (gene YGK3). The record is from RefSeq and is a predicted model, not a curated record. The transcript has a single exon. Gene Ontology annotation, cellular component: cytoplasm. Lineage: Eukaryota; Fungi; Ascomycota; Saccharomycetes; Saccharomycetales; Saccharomycetaceae. Bases 1 to 1128 code for a protein of 375 amino acids. Gene Ontology annotation, molecular function: protein serine/threonine/tyrosine kinase activity; ATP binding; protein serine/threonine kinase activity. Gene Ontology annotation, biological process: protein phosphorylation; signal transduction.
AUGCUUAAAGCAAAAAAAGUUUUCGGGAGCAUCCCCAAUACAAUGACAAAAUUAGAGGAUGAACACUAUUUUAUCGAUGACAUCGUAUCAAUUAAAAACAGACAAAAGAAAAAAAUGUACGUCAGGGAAGGGAAACGAAUAGGCCAUGGCUCGUUUGGCACUGUCACACAGUCCUAUCUGUCAACCAACAGCACUGAAUGGCUGGGACCUUAUGCUAUAAAAAGAGUGGUAAAAUCUCCCAAAGUGCAGUCCUUGGAAUUAGAGAUUUUACAGAAUAUCAAACAUCCAAAUCUGGUCACUUUAGAGUUUUUCUUCGAGAGCCAAUGUUCUACCAAGGAUGGUGGGCACUUAUAUCAGAAAAAUUUUGUUAUGGAAUAUAUUCCUCAAACCUUGAGUUCUGAAAUUCAUGAAUAUUUCGACAAUGGGUCUAAGGUGCCUACAAAGCAUAUCAAGUUGUACACUUUCCAAAUACUUCGAGCGCUUCUAGUCUUACAUUCCAUGAACAUAUGCCAUGGCGAUCUGAAACCGAGCAAUAUACUGAUCAUACCAGGUAGCGGUAUUGCUAAAGUAUGUGAUUUUGGCUCGGCACAACGACUAGGGAAUAAUGAAGAACUAAAAACUUAUUUUUGCUCGAGGUUUUAUAGAGCACCCGAACUUCUCCUAAAUUUGAAGCAUUAUACAACGCAAAUAGAUAUAUGGUCGCUUGGUUGCAUAAUAGGUGAAAUGAUAAAGGGCCAGCCCCUUUUCAAAGGUGAUAGCGCCAAGUCACAACUGGAGGAGAUAGCCAAGCUAUUAGGCCGGUUUCCUGAGAGUUCUAUAAACAAAUCUCAAGAAUUACAGAAUACCUUAAAUGACCAAAAAUUCAAGAAGUUUAUGCAUUGGUUCCCCUCUAUAGAAUUUUUUGAUGUGGAAUUCUUGCUAAAGGUAUUGGUCUAUGAUGCCUCUGAGAGAUGGGAUGCUAGACAACUGAUGGCUCACGAGUUUUUUGACGCGUUAAGGAAUGAAACUUAUUUUUUGCCAAGAGGUUCGAGUAUGCCAGUGCACUUACCAGACCUAUUUAAUUUUAGCGCAUCGGAUAAAAGAGCCCUUGGAGAAUACUACAACUCAGUUGUACCGCCUUUAGAUUAG